Molecule: messenger RNA, 6231 nt
Organism: Candidozyma haemuli
Lineage: Eukaryota; Fungi; Ascomycota; Pichiomycetes; Serinales; Metschnikowiaceae
Product: lysophospholipase
Exons: 2
Coding region: 1-6231 (2076 amino acids)
Biological process (GO): lipid metabolic process; biosynthetic process
Cellular component (GO): endoplasmic reticulum
Molecular function (GO): phosphatidylcholine lysophospholipase A1 activity; pyridoxal phosphate binding
Source: RefSeq, a predicted model, not a curated record
AUGGACCCUUACAACUCAGAUAGUGAAUCUGUUUCGGAAUUCGAGCGUCUUGAAUCGACGUUACCCCAGCCGCUUCGUCGGUCUGCGUCUUCGCUUUUGGAGAAACUUACUAACAGUUCUCUGACGCAGUUGCUGAGCUUAAAUCUUGACUCGCCUACUCCUCGUGUCCCACAUCACCAGGCGCCUCUGAACUCGCUUGGAGGCCAGCAGAGAGCUCACCAUCAACACUUGCUUCUGAAACUCUCGAUGUCGGAAAAUGGUAGGGAGAGUUCGCCUAUUCCUGUUCCUCGUCCUGACUUCAACGAGGAGAUCCAUAAACCUGCCAUGAACACUAAACAGUCUUCGACUGGUGUGUUGUGGGUGACUGAAAGAGCUAACGAGUAUGGGUUCCAGGGUAAUGGAGACGACGCGUGGGCUAAUUUGGGCCAGGGUGCUCCAGAACAUGGAGAUACUAUUCCUGGUUCGUUCAAGAGACCUAAGCUGAUUGAAGUGCCUGACGUGAGCAGAGAGUAUGCGCCAACUGCUGGAGUUAAGGAGCUUCGUGAGUCGGUGGCUAACUUGUACAAUUCGCUUUAUCGUGAAGGCAAGGACUCCAAGUAUACUUAUAAGAAUGUGUGUAUUGUGCCUGGAGGAAGAGCUGGGUUGAUCAGAAUUGCUUCCAUUAUCAGCGACUGCUACCUUUCAUUCUUCCUUCCUGACUACACCGCCUACGCCGAGAUGCUUUCGCUUUUCAAGAACUUCUCGCCAAUCCCGGUGCCACUAGAUGAAAUAGACAACUACGAGAUGCACUUGAACCACAUUGAUCUCGAGUUGAAACGAGGUGUUUCUGCGUUCCUCACGUCGAAUCCAAGAAACCCUACUGGCCGUUGUAUGAAUCCAGACCAAUUGAGACGUCUCCACAAGAUUUGCAGAGAAAAGUGUCUUUUGAUCAUGGACGAGUUCUACUCCCACUACUACUACGACGACGACUGCCUGGGAUCAUCGAUCUCUUCUGCUCAGUACGUCAAGGACGUGAAUAAAGACCCUGUUUUGAUCUUGAACGGUCUUACGAAAGCCUUCCGUUUACCCGGCUGGCGUAUUUGCUGGAUCUUGGGCCCAGAGGAGUACAUUAACGCAUUGAGCUCGGCUGGAUCUUACCUAGAUGGUGGAUCCAACGCUCCGUUCCAGUACGCUGCCAUUGACUUCUUGAAGCCAUUGGCUGUGAAAGCCGAAAUGAAGGCUCUCCAAAUGCACUUCAAGAUGAAGCGUGACUAUAUCAUCAACCGUUUAAGCGAUAUGGGUUUCCCAUUCAGUGAUAGGAAUAUCCCCAACUCCACCUUCUACUUGUGGCUCAAUCUCUCCCACUUACCUGGAAAGCUCAGCAACUGUCUUGGCUUCUUCCACGAGUGUCUCCACGAGAAGGUGAUUGUGGUGCCUGGAUUCUUCUUCCUCAUCAACCCCCAGAACUUGUCCAGACUUGAAGAUGUCAUCUGGUACAACUACGUGAGAAUCAGUUACGGUCCUGAAUUGCCACAAUUGGUCAAGGGCAUGGACGGUGUUGAGCGUAUUCUUCGCAGAUUCAACGCCUUGCCUGCCGGUUACGACAAGAAAAGCACAUUAGAGAAAAUGGACACUGUGGAAUCGGCUGUUACGUCUUCACUAACGUCUCAUGGCAUUGAGACGCUCCCGUCUGCCAAAGAUUCCAGCUCCUCCAUAACCUUCCUUACUGCUUCCUUAUGGUACUGGCUGUGGGUAUUUUUCACCAUUAUGAACUAUGUGGUGGUGGUUAUCCCUACGCUCUUUUUGAAUAUGCUUCAGAUGAACUUUCUGAUUACGAUGUCACUUCUGUCGAUCAUGAUAUGCUUGGUGGUGACGGUUUCGUUGUGCUACUUCAUUGUGAGACAUAAGUACCUUACUAGGUACUCUAAGGAUACGCUUCCGCCUAAGCAGGAUAACUUGGGACACACAAGCCGUGGGAUUGACUAUGUUACGGGGCUGAAGAAACGUGGCGGUAACGAUCGUUCCAAAACGUACCUUGACGAGUUUUUGAGUGCCAUCAAGGUCUUUGGGUACCUUGAAAGACCCGUGUUUCAUGAAUUAACCAAGAAUAUGACCACGCAACGGCUUGAAGCGGAUGAGGUCUUGUACUUGGAUGAGAAACUAGGCUUUUCCAUUGUGGUGGAAGGUACAGUUCAGGUUUACACCAAAUUGCAUGAUAAGCAUGGCGCUCAUUUUGAGUUUGAUGAGGAUACUGAUAAGGCUGAGAAGGAGGAUAUUUUGGUGAUAAAGGGCCAGCAUUACCAAUUGCUUAAUGAAGUGAAGAGUGGCUCGGCAUUAUCGUCUUUGCUUAGCACGUUGGAUCUUUUCCAUACGAGGAACACCGCCAUGUCCUCUCCAACCUUGCCCCCUCUGUCACAGCAGAAACCCAAUCCUUUGGCUCGCCCAAAGCCUAUCUUACACAGUCGACUCAAUUCGAGACAUCUGAGCACAAGUACGUCUAUUGAACCCCUUUCGUUGAGUCCCGAUAGAGUACCUAGUCCAGUGCCUCAAGGCAAGAUUGACGAACAACGCAACUAUUUCAAUUCUCCUCGCAUCAGCACAUCUGGCUCUCAACCUCAGGGUGAGUCGGUGGUAGGCACACCACUCGAGCAGGGAAGCUUUCCUAUCUAUGAUCAUAACUUCCCUGACUUGCCGGAAGUUGUAGCUCGUCCAAAGCCGGUAUCUACCGAUAAGGAAUUUCCUUCUUCUGCUACCAUUGCUAUUAUCCCUGGUCUGGCUUUUCAAAGAGUGCAAGCUAGGUAUCCCAAGGCAACUUCUCAUAUCGUGACUAUGGUGCUUGCUCGUUUGUACAAGGUUACCAUGAAUACUGUCCAUACGUAUCUUGGCUUGAUUAGGGAAGUCUUUGAUUCGGAGACGGCAUUGAAUUCGAUCCAUGAAGAGUGCAAAUUGCCUAGCUAUUUAUAUGAUGGUGUCAUUGAAAGCUACCAACAACAAAGAGCAGCGGAUGCAGAUAAUGAAUCUAUGCCCAUUUUCUCCAAGUCCAAGAAGCGCCAAAGAAAGCUUCAUCGCGAGAACUCUUCCCGUUAUGUUGUGCUUGCCAAUCGUUCCAAGCCCUCGCAUCCAGGUGAUUUGCUUUCCUCGGUACCACUUUCAAGAACUUCUGACUACGGUAAGCUGCAUGCAUCAUCUAUUUCGGACGAGGGAACCACUUUGACCAGCUGGGAUGGUCAAAAGCAACCUUCAGCUGAACAAUCCAAGAGCCAUGUAUCGCCGAUCCUCAAGAAGUCUAAACUCAAGAAGAGAGAGAAUAUCAGAAACAGAUCGUUUUCUGAUGAAAGGGAGGAAACAGAAGAGACCUCCUUGCGUAUUGCCAUUGUCGAAAACAUAUUCAAGCUCUUGGGUAUAGAUGAGAAUUCGUCACUGCUCAACAUGGCUGGAAUUACAAGCGCUCAAAUUUCUGCCAAUUCUUCCAUGGUUGGCCUUUCUUCGUUAAUGAGUGACCAGUCUUUGCCUGUGAAUGUGGAGCGGAACAUAUUUGAAUCAGGUCCUGAAAGAGGUAGGGAUCAUUCCUUUAACUCACCUUACUUUGGAUAUAGGACCUCGAUCUCUCAAGGCUCCCAAAAGUUCUACAACACUAUCCAUCACUCGAAGUCUGAACCAGCGGACAAAUCGAAUCCUCUGUCUUCCAGAAGACAAUCCCAAUCUAGCUCUGAAGUCAACUUUGCUACUGUCAAAAACGCAUUCAGCAAGCACAUUGAAGUCAAGUAUUAUAAACCAGGACAAGUAAUUGUUGAGCAGAAUGAACUCAGUCCAGGCCUUUACUAUGUCAUUCAUGGUAGCUUAGAUAUCAUUCAUGAGUCCCAAAAUGACAAUAAGUAUGAGCACGGCAGCAAGCGCCUUCAUUCAGUCAAGCCUGGUGGAUUGGCCGGAUACCUCAGCUCCAUUGUUGGACUUCGUUCUUUGGUUUCAAUCAAAAGUUCUAAAGAUGAAGGGGCUAUUGUGGCCCACAUAUCUAAGAAUGACUUCACUCGGUUGAUGGAUAAGUUUUACUUUCUUCAAUUACCUGUGGCAGCUAAGCUCAAGACCUUGUUGCCAAGCCUCAUUGUUACCAUUGACUUUGCGCUUGAAUGGUGUCACAUCCCUGCUGGAGGAGUCUUGUGCUCUCAGGGAGAUUUGGCUAAUGGGUUCCACGUUGUUUUGAGUGGCCGUUUUAGAGUUGUGAAGAAUAAGAAAAUGAAGGUGGCUAACGACGCUGAAAUUGAGCACGACAACCUCAUUGACGAAUCCAACAUACCUAAGCAUCAUCAUGAGGUCGAAGAUUUUGAGGUUCUUGGUGAGUACGGCCAUGGUGCCUCGAUUGGUGAGGUUGAGGUGCUUACAGCAUCCAGAAGAACUACUUCUCUUAUUGCGGUGAGAGAUUCAGAGACAGCAAGAAUUCCAAGAACAUUAUUCGAAAUGCUUUCUUUACAAAAUCCCUCCAUCAUGGUUAAGGUUUCCAGAAUUGUUGCCAACCGAAGUCUUGAAGCAAGCAAGAGAGACAGGACCAAUACACUCAUCGCUACAACAUCUAAGAGUUCCUUCGCUGAGAUCAACAAUGACUAUAAGACUAUUACGAUUUUGCCAGCUACAAAUGGAUUACCAGUUCGUGAAUUUGCUGAUAAAUUGGUACAUGCUCUCAGGGCACUCGAUCGUCAUGUCAUUGCGUUAGACAGAACUUCUACAUUAUCUCAUUUGGGUAGACAUGCUUUUGAUGAAAGGCUUGCUCAGUUGAGACUCUCUGGUUACUUUGCCUAUUUGGAAGAGGAGUAUCAAACUGUGGUUUAUAUCUGCGACUCUCCAUUGAAGUCAUCAUGGACCUCAACAUGCAUUUCACAAGGUGAUUGUAUUUUGUUGUUGGCUGAUGCUGAGGAUUACGAAUGUGCUGCCAAUGUUGGCGAUUAUGAAAGACUUCUUUUGAAGCUCAAGACUACUGCUAGAACUGACUUAUGUUUGUUACACCCUGAGGCCUCAGUUUUCCCAGGUUCUACUAGCAUUUGGUUGAAGAACAGAAUAUGGGUGCAAGGCCAUCACCAUAUUCAUAUGGAAGUCAACAAGCAGCAAACGGAGAAGCCAUUGAAAAAGAAGCCAAACGUUCUUACUGAUCUCGCCAUCAAGCUUGGUACCAAAGCUAAUCCAAAUAUCAAGAUGAAGUUCGAGAACGUCAAAUCAAGAGCCAUGAACUCACUUAUCAAACUCAACGCAAGAGCCAACAACGCUGAAAAUGUUCCAGUUUUGUACAAGAAUGAUUUCAUGAGGUUGGCUAGAAUCUUGUCUAAUGAAGCUGUUGGACUUGUGCUUGGUGGUGGUGGUUCCAGAGGUAUCUCUCACGUCGGUGUGGUUACUGCUCUUGAGAAACAUGGUAUUCCUGUUGAUUUGAUUGGCGGUACUUCCAUUGGUUCUUUCGUUGGUGGGUUGUACGCUAAAGAGAACAAUAUCGUGUCCAUCUAUGGUAUGACGAAGAAGUUUUCCAGAAGAAUUGGCGCAGUUUGGAGAAUGCUUUUUGAUUUGACAUACCCUGUUACUUCGUACAUCACAGGUCAUGAAUUCAACAGAGGUAUCUGGAAAGUGUUUGGAGUUCAUGAGAUUGAAGAUUUUUGGAUCCGUUACUUCUGCAACUCCACCAACAUCACCACUUCCACCAUGGAAAUUCACGAAAGAGGUUACGCUUGGCGUUUCAUCAGAGCAUCGAUGUCUUUGGCUGGUCUUCUUCCUCCUAUUACCUUCAAUGGGCUGAUGCUUCUUGAUGGUGGAUACCUUGAUAACCUUCCCGUGAUGGAAAUGAAGGUGAGAGGUGCUAAACAUAUUGUUGCCGUGGAUGUUGGAUCUGUGGACGACAGAACUCCCAUGAACUACGGUGACACGCUCUCUGGAUUCUGGGUUCUUCUCAACCGUUGGAACCCAUUCUCCAAGCACCCCAACGUGCCAAACAUGAUGGAUAUCCAAUUGCGGUUAGCAUAUGUUGCCAGUGUCAAUGCCCUCGAGGCCGCCAAGAAGAUGCCCGGUGUGAUGUACCUUCGUCCUCCAAUCGACGACUACGCCACCUUGGAUUUCAUGAAGUUUGACGAGAUCUACAAUGUCGGUUUGGCGUAUGCUGAUGAGACUAUUGGCAAAUGGGCUAAAGAAGGCAAGUUACCCAAGUUUGCUGGAGUGACCAACCUCAAACUGAAGGAAGGAUCACAUCCAAAGAGCAGAUUUAGAAGAAAUUCCAUCUAA